CUUCAGCACCAAUCGUUUCCCAAUUGACAGUACAUCAAAACAGGUGCCUUCCAGAGAGUACAUUUAAUGUUGUUUGUUUCAUCUGUGGUGGGAAUAUAAUCGUCGUGACGUUUUGCUAAGGGAAGUGGUACUUACUGUAAAUUGUUAGCUGUGUUGAAAUUAUUUCGGGUGCAGACAAUGAACAAAAAAAUAUGUUACGUAAUAAUUUCUAUUUGCGAUGUAAUUAUUACUCCGGCUUAUCCGUAAUGGAUGACAAGUGGUGUGCGACGUACAUAAAUAUCGAAGACUUAGGAGGUAUUUGCGAUUUGUAGAACAAGGAAAAUAGUUAUUUCUGUUAAAAAUGGGGGCAAAGGAUUCAAAACCCCUGUGUAUAACAUACGAAGAAGCAGCUAAGCGUGUGACAGAAGCAGAGCUGAAAAGACUGAAGGAGGCAUUUAAACGUGUUUCUACCGUAAAUGGAUGCAUAACGAAGCAGUCUUUCGUAAAAGAUGUCUUGGGCGAUGGAGUACCGACUCAGAUAGCAGAGUACAUAUUUUCUGCGUGUGGUGGAACACAGAAAGGAAUCGUUUUUAAGGACCUGCUCUGUGGUCUGGUACUUUUAACUAGAGGAAAAGACGAUGAGAAAUUGAAGUUUUUAUUCGGGUUGUACUCGAAUGAAUCAGGGAGUCACAUUUCUCGAGAUGACUUCUUGAGAUUGCUUCAAGCGACAGAGAGCAGUUUCAUUCCUGAAGCAGUCACUGGUCUCUUCUCAGAGGCAAAUCGUGUGUCAUACGAAGAAUUCCGGGACUGGCUCUUGUCACGUCGUGAUGCGACCUCAUUGAGCCGUUGGUUGCUGUCGGAGCCGUGUACUGUUACUCUAAGCAAUGAAUUGGAAACACCAACCUUCUACCAAACACUUGCUGGUGUGACUCAUUUGGAAGAGAGUGACAUCAUCGAGCUGGAGAAGCGCUACUGGCUUUUGAAGGGCCAGUCACGCACGGGGAAGCUUGACCUGGACACGCUGGUGCCUCUGGUAAGCCCCCCAGUGCCCUUGUCCGUCUGUGCCGGGGUCUUCGCUGCGUUUGACGAGAACAGGGACAGCCACAUCGACUUCAAGGAAAUGGCGUGCGGUGUAUCUGCUGCGUGCAGGGGCCCUCUCACUGAGAGGCAAAAGUUUUGUUUUAAAGUUUUUGAUGGUGAUAGAGACGGUGUCCUCACAGAAGAAGAGUUGCAGCACAUGAUUGAUGUUCUAUUAUUUGUACGCCGUGAAAAUAAAUCAUCUAAAGAACUCUCUCUAGAUCCGUACGGUGAAGUUGAUGUGGAAAUGGUCAUGAAAGAUAUCAGGAGACACGCAACAAGUGAGAAAGGGUUGACAACGGAAGAAUAUUUAAUGUGGACUGUGGAAAACCCACUUCCAAUGGAUUUCUUAAAUUUGUUGUUUCAGGUAUGUCACAUUGUUUUGGGGCUACGUCCAGUAUCACGUGAAGAAGAGGGAGAAAUUGUGAAAGGCUGGCUGGAAAGAGAGAAGAGACGUGGUUAUAGGGUGGGACAGUUCUGGUAUCUCAUUGCAAGUGACUGGUGGCGUUCCUGGGAAAAUUAUGUCUCCUAUAAGCCAAGUGGUGAGAGUCCAAACAGCAGCAAUUCAGGAAGUUUGAGGAGAGGUGUCAGUACAGGCCGUUUAUCAGGACGACGAUCAAACCAACAGUUGAUUGAAGAUGCUGUCGAUGCCACCACUGAAGCAACAGAUUCUCUUAAUUCUACAAGGCUGUCCACAACUUCCCUAGCAGCACAAGAAACAUCCAGAUCAUCAAGUGUCGCAUCCAGUCCGAGUCAGUCACCUCGUCAGCCACGAAAGGCGACAAGCUCCUUCGGCGGUUCUCCAUCUCCACCAGGGCCGAUUGACAACACAAACCUUGUGUCAACUCCGGCCUACAAGGUGGCCACACCGCUGACUGGAGAGGGUGGAAAGCUAAAAAGGAGUCCCGAACUUGUGCACCCACGUGAUUUUGAACUUGUUCCAGACUCUUUGUGGAAGGCCCUUUCACAAUGGUAUGGAGGCUCACCACCACUUCCAAGACAGGUGAUUCUUCCAAAGAAUGGUGAGAAAGAGGAACUGGAGCUGUUUCCACUAAACCUUAGGCUGUUACGGCAUCAGUCGCCACCGGCAAGAGCCCCACAGGCUUCCUGGUCUGGCAUGGUUGGGGGCUAUGGUGCUGCUGCCCUCAGUUCCACAGGUUAUGCCUAUGUUUCCAAUUUCCCCACACCACCUAAGCGACAAUUAGCAUAUGUGGCAGCGUUCAGCCGUAUGGCUACGAUCAAGCAAGUCUACGACUUCUUGUGUGCUCGUCUCAGGAUAAGGCCAGAGGACAUGAGGUUAUGGCAUUAUAGGGACGAAAACAACAUGCUUCUUAUUGAGGACGAAGAACCUACUUUGGAGGAUUUGGGUAUAAUGGAUGAAGACCAGCUUUUGAUUGAAGUCAGGAACAAAGACCUUACUUGGCCUGAAGAAAUGGGAUCACUGGCAAAUCAUUUACAGGACAAGCGUAAACCAUCUGUCCCAGCUGAAAGAGGAGCGACUGGUCUCAACAACUUGGGUAAUACAUGCUUCAUGAAUGCUGCAUUGCAGUGUGUGAGCAACACGAGGGCUCUCACUCAAUAUUUCACAAGUAACAUGCACCUCUAUGAACUUAACAGAGCAAAUCCUCUAGGGAUGAAGGGUCAUAUUGCUAAGAGAUAUGGGGAUUUGAUCCAUGACAUAUGGAGUGGAACUGCAAAAACGAUAGCACCUCUGAAGCUCAGGUGGACAAUAGGAAAGUAUGCACCACGUUUCAAUGGUUUUCAGCAGCAUGAUUCACAAGAGCUGUUGGCCUUUCUUCUCGAUGGGUUACAUGAAGAUCUUAAUAGGGUGCAUGAUAGACCUUAUGUAGAGCUCAAAGACAGUGAUGGAAGACCUGAUGUCAUAGUGGCACAAGAGGCCUGGGAAAAUCAUAUUCUUCGGAACAAGUCGAUUAUAGUGGACCUGUUUCAUGGCCAACUCAAGUCUAAAGUGACAUGUAAAGUGUGUGGCCAUGAGAGUGUGAGGUUUGAUCCAUUUAACUACCUCUCAUUACCACUGCCUAUGGAGAGCUACAUCCAUGUGCAGGUUAUUGUAAUGCGAUUGGAUGGAUCUGUUCCUGUAAAAUACGGCCUAAGAUUGAACAUGGAUGAGAAAUACAGCAGCAUAAAGGCAGCAUUGUCACCGUUGUGUGGCAUACCAGCUCACUUAUUAAGACUGGCAGAAGUAACCGCUGCCCAAAUAAAGACUGUACCACCAGAUGAUCAAAAGAUAAAAACUUUGGUCGGUGGUUGCCUCUAUGCUUAUGAGCUUCCUGAGAUGGGUUCAUUAUUUGGAGAGGAAGAAAGACUUUCGAUUUGCUCACAACGCUCUAACAGAGAUGGACAAACAUUUGUCGCAAUCCAGCGGUCUGUACAACCACGCCCACCACCACUGGGUUCAGGUGGUGUUACAAGCAGCCCAGUGCUUCGGGCCAGUGUGGAAUGUGAUCCGCACUCUCUUACAUGUAAUAAUAGACCAGUUGUAGACGACGGCAGUUCAAGCAAUCCGAAUCCAAACGCGGAGCAACUCCAGGCCGGCUCGUCAUCCCAUCGGCCGAGUGGAAGCAGUGGGAGCAACGGCAGCCUGCCACCGGAGGAGAUAGCGGUGAUAGCUGCGCGCCAGUCGAGUGGGCACAGCAGUGCCAGCUCCGGCAGCCUGGCCGGCCUCAGUGACACAGACGUGUGCAGCCCGCAGGGCUUUAUCGUCGCACUCCAUCGAAAAAUGAUUCGACAAGAUGUAUAUUUCCUGUCAUCGCAAAAGACAAAACCCAGCCUCUUCGGGUUACCAAUAAUUGUACCGUGUUCAGAAACAACUACUCACCAAGACCUCUACCACGCUGUUUUGGUGCAGGUUGCACGGCUUGUUUCACCGCUACCACCAUCUGAGACAGCGGCACCAAACCAUGCUCAAGACUGUGACGACAGCCUAGGUUAUGAAUUCCCAUUUGUACUGAAAGCAGUUCAGCGAGAUGGUAUGCAGUGUGCUCUGUGCCCGUGGUACAGAUUUUGCCGCGGCUGUCGCAUACCUUGCUCUGAAGCUGAAUUCAACUUCAGAUGUACACACCUAGCCAUUGAUUGGGAUCCAACAGCUCUACACCUGCGUUAUCAGACAUCCCAGGAAAGGGUUUUUGUGGAACAUGAAAGUGUUCCAUUGACACGGCAACAGCAGUCAGAGCCAAUUGAUCUGGAUUUUUGCUUGGAGGCCUUUACAAAAGAAGAGCAUCUUGGGGAAGAUGAAAAGUAUUAUUGCUCAAAAUGUGGCCAACAUCAGUUGGCAAGCAAAAAGCUUCAAAUAUGGAGGCUACCUCCAAUACUGAUUGUUCAUCUGAAAAGGUUCCAGUUUGUUAAUGGGAAGUGGGUAAAGUCCCAGAAGGUUGUGAAUUUUCCAUUCAGGAAUUUUGAUCCAACAGCCUACCUUGCUUCGGUACCUAAACAGACGGUCAUCAGACACAAAGAACUAAAGGGGGAAUAUGCUGAAAAGGAGCAAAACUCCGAAAAGGAUGACAGUAACAUCGAAUCCAACAUUAUGUCACUGACUGAUGAAUCUGAAGUGCAAAAUCAUGGUGAUAUACUAUCACAUUUAAUUCAGAACCAUAGGGAGAUAGUUGACAACAAUUUAAAUAUAUCAAAACCGAGAUUAGAGGCUGAACUAAAUACUCAUAACAGUGCCAGAGGAAAUGGACACAUUCCCAAUGGUGAUCUGACGCUACCAUUGAAUUCACGUGAAAGACUGGUGUCGACGUCACUCGUCAAAACUCCUGUGGUAGAUUGUGCCCUACAAGAUUUCCACCAACAUCGGCUUGCUGACGGCAGCGACCCAUUUGAUUUGAAGUACAAUUUGUAUGCUGUAGUGUCACAUUCAGGCAUCCUAGGAGGUGGCCAUUAUGUGUCAUAUGCGUGCAAUCCAAAUGGACGGUGGUACUGCUACAAUGACAGCAGUUGUAAGGAGGUGAGUGAGUCUCAAAUGGACACCAGCUCAGCCUAUAUGUUGUUCUACGAGCGAGAGGGGUUGGACCAGCAGCAGUACAUGCCUAGUGUUGUCGGCAAGGCACCCGACACACGUGAUCUCGAUGAUGAGUUCGAUUCGGAUCUUAAGAAACUCUGCUGCCUCAUGUGAGUCAGUGAGGUUUUGCCCUGUGACAUAUCUCAUUGGUCUCGUGUGAAUAUUUAUCUUCUCAUAACUGUGGUAAAAGCUAAAGUAUUGUAAAUUAUUUGUUAUUUUGUGUGUGUUGUGUAAAUGUAUGGUGAAAUGUGUCACUCGAAUGCAUGCAAAAUGUGUUAAAAGUGAGUGCCAUGUGAAGAUUGCUUUUAUUGUAAAUUGUUGAUCAGUGUGAAUAAGUUGCUCUUCUGUUUCAUUCAAAGUAUUUAUAGACUUUUGUAGUCUUAAUAUAAGGCAAUAUUUUGCCCCCUUUAAAAUCAAAAGAAGUUAAUGCAGAGAAGACAGAUGUAUCAUACAAAGAAAAUUCAUACCUGAUGACACUUUUGUGCUUUGUAAUCAAUGUCAAUCUAUCUGCUUUAAAGAAUGUUUAUAUGUAUUUUUGUACACUAAUAUACCCAAUACCAUUAUGCCAUAUCUGUCCAUAGUACUCAAUCAUCUCAGGUUCUCACAAUUUAAGCUAUGUAUUUAGUUUAUAGGAAAAAUUAAUUUUGUUUACCAGCUGUCUUCAUAACAGAUGUCAUCUUCAGCAAUAUAUGAUUAGUUUUUCAGUACACAGAAUUGUUUUGCCUUUUGUACCAUACACCUUUUGUUUUAUGUGGUGUUGUACAAGAAACAGUAUAUGUGGCAUAAGACUGAUAGCCCAGUUCAUUUUUAUUAGAUAUAUGUUCCUUGUGGGAGGGUACAUGUGCUGACGUCCCCAAUUCUACAAGUUUAUAUUGCUAAUACCAUUAGAUCAGUGGAAUUCAUAACAUUAUUCCUUGAAAUCCAUUUGCCUGUCUAUAAUGUCUCUAUUUUAUUGACAUCAGUUCUUCAAUUUUGUGCACUUUGCGGUAGAAUCUAAAGAAGAAAGAUGAGAAAAAUCUUACAUUUCUUUAAGGGGUCUAUCAUGCCCAAAAUAUUCUGUGAAGUAUGCAAGCAUAAUGUUAUUAGUAAUGUGUAUAGUGUAUAUUUUGAACAAAACAUUAUUUUAAUAUCAUUACCUGCACUGCAGUUUUUUGUCAAAGGGUGUUCUUCAUUAAAGUAUUCACAGUCAGUUUAUUUGCAUGUGAUGUGGAAGAGCCAUUAAGAAACCAAAGAGGAGAUUAUAUUUUAUAUUUUCUUUCAUGUUUUUAGUUUAUAUAUAAGAUAUUUAAAAUCACCAUGAUUGCAGUGAAUUCUGUACAAAGUAUGUGAUUGCCCUUGUUUAAAUGGGACACAGAUAUUUAAUUUUUGUAUGUUGUGUUUCCAUACACACGUUUUAUCAGCAUACCCUGCAUUUUCUUGUGUUAAUAUUAUUUUUGUAAUUUAAAUUAACCUCUUUUCCUCCCUUCACAUGACAGUUUAAGUAAAUUAUAAUUUUCUGUAAGUGUGCAUUGAUUAGACUUACAAAAGAACAGUACCCAUGUAAUCAAUGCGUGGUAACACUUUCCCGGCAGUUUUGUUAAUUGAAACAUCAAAUAUUACAGUUUUUCAGAAUGAAGUUUGCUUAGCAAGUCAUUCUCCAGGAAUCCAAAUUUUGUCAUUGGUGGAUAAUCAUCUAUUAGUAAGCCCUUUCACAGGACCAUCAAUACAGUUAAAGUUCAUAACAAUGAAUAUGUUACUACCCUAUGCUGCAUUGUGUGUUUUCUGGUGCACUUUUAAUAUAUUUUAUUAUGCCUGUACUAUUGUUUUUAGUGCCAUUUCCAUACACAUUUCAUAGUGUUUCUUUUUUAUAGAAAAAUGUCUGUAAGAAAUUUUUAUAUGAUCAUUAUUUACCUUUCCGCAUAAAAUUUAGUCCUCAGGUUCUUGCUGUUUCUUCUGUAAGACAAACAACUCAUUAUUACCUUUAGUCAGUAGCAUUAUUCUCAGCAGAAUGUAGCUGUAUUUUCCAUUUACCAUGUAGUUAAAGCAACACUAGUCAGUAAAUGUUAUUAUGAACAUAUUAAAUUCACAAAAACUACAU
Messenger RNA from Schistocerca nitens (vagrant locust), 7154 nucleotides. RefSeq names its product ubiquitin carboxyl-terminal hydrolase 32 (gene Usp32). The record is from RefSeq and is a predicted model, not a curated record. Gene Ontology annotation, cellular component: Golgi apparatus. Gene Ontology annotation, biological process: protein deubiquitination. The transcript is spliced from 30 exons. NCBI's taxonomy places the organism in Eukaryota, Metazoa, Arthropoda, Insecta, Orthoptera, Acrididae. Gene Ontology annotation, molecular function: cysteine-type deubiquitinase activity; calcium ion binding. The coding region runs from base 341 to 5191 and encodes 1616 amino acids.